AGUUUUGUUUUUGCAGCUUUAACACGUAGACCACGUGACUUGUGCGGUCUCCGCGGUGGGCGGCGGAAUGUUGCGGUUCUUUACGCGACAAAAAGCCUCCCGCAGACGCUGCGCUUUCCGCUUACCGCCUACACCGCUGUGAUCACAAGCCGCCAGUGAGCAUGCGCGAUGAGACAUUGAUAGGACCCUUCGAUUUGUGCCUCGCUGUUUGCCGGACCAGCCCAACUCUGUGCUUUAUUUGAGGAAGAAAAAAAACGGCGGCCCGGGUGACAGAAUCCGGCGCACCCCUCUAACUCCGUCGCAUGUUUGGUGACGUCCAAUAAUCGACUCCGCCGUGAAGUCUCCGGGGCCGAGGCCUAGAGACUUUUUUUUUUCUCCAAGUAACGCGCAGAUUUUUUUCCGUCUCUAAUGCCUGGAUCUCGGUGCCCGUUCUGUGACCGGGUGUGAACCGAUGAAGCACUUUAGCCUGUGAUCGAAGCGGAAACGGUUGGGAAACGUCAGCCGGCUAAUUGUAGCUACCGCUAACUGCCAGCGAGGAAGUGAGGGACGAAAAAAUGACAUCUCGGAGGUGGUUUCACCCCAACAUCACAGGUGUGGAGGCUGAAAACCUGCUGCUGACCCGAGGGGUGGACGGGAGCUUCCUGGCCCGACCCAGUAAGAGCAACCCGGGAGACUUCACCCUGUCAGUGCGGCGAAAUGGCGCCGUCACCCACAUCAAGAUCCAGAACACGGGGGACUACUACGACCUGUACGGGGGGGAGAAGUUCGCCACGCUGGCCGAGCUGGUGCAGUAUUACAUGGAGCACCACGGGCAGCUGAAGGAGAAGAACGGCGACGUCAUCGAGCUCAAGUAUCCGCUCAACUGUGCCGACCCCACCUCAGAGCGGUGGUUCCACGGACACCUGUCGGGCCGCGAGGCCGAGAAGCUGCUGACGGAGAAAGGGAAGAACGGCAGCUUCCUGGUGAGGGAGAGCCAGAGCCACCCCGGGGACUUUGUGCUGUCGGUCCGGACGGGAGACGACAAGACGGACAGCAGCGACAGCAAGCCCAAAGUCACACACGUCAUGAUCCGCUGCCAGCACGACCUGAAGUACGACGUCGGCGGGGGCGAGAAGUUCGACUCCCUCACCGACCUGGUGGAGCACUACAAGAAGAACCCCAUGGUGGAGACCCUGGGCACCGUGCUCCAGCUCAAACAGCCCCUGAACACCACCCGCAUCAACGCCGCCGAGAUCGAGAGUCGGGUGAGGGAGCUCAGCAAGCUGGCCGAGGCCACGGACAAGGUCAAGCAGGGCUUCUGGGAGGAAUUUGAGACCUUGCAGCAGCAGGAGUGUAAGCUGCUCUACAGUCGCAAAGAGGGCCAGAGAGCAGAGAACAAAAACAAGAACCGAUACAAGAACAUUCUGCCUUUCGACCACACGCGCGUGGUGCUCAACGACAGAGAGCCCAACGAGCCGGGCUGCGACUACAUCAACGCCAACAUCAUCAUGGUGGUCUCUGCUGUCAUGCCGGAGCUGGACCCAAAGUGCAACAGCACGAAGGUGAAGAAGAGCUACAUCGCCACUCAGGGCUGUCUGCAGAACACCAUCAGUGACUUCUGGAGGAUGGUGUUUCAGGAGAACUCCCGGGUCAUCGUGAUGACCACCAAGGAGGUGGAGCGGGGGAAGAGUAAAUGUGUGAAGUACUGGCCCGACAUGUCGGCGCUGAAGGAGUACGGCGCCAUGCGCGUCCGCAACGUGCGCGAGACGUCGGCCCACGACUACAUCUUAAGAGAGCUCAAGCUGUCCAAAGUGGGACAGGGCAACACGGAGCGCACGGUGUGGCAGUACCACUUCAGGGCCUGGCCCGACCACGGCGUGCCCACCGACCCGGGCGGCGUGCUCGACUUCCUGGAGGAGGUCAACCUGAAGCAGGAGAGCAUCGUGGACGCCGGGCCGAUAGCGGUGCACUGCAGCGCGGGCAUCGGGAGGACGGGGACGUUCAUCGUCAUCGACAUCCUGAUAGACGUGAUCAGAGAAAAGGGGGUCGACUGCGACAUCGACGUGCCGAAGACCAUCCAGAUGGUGCGCUCGCAGCGCUCGGGGAUGGUGCAGACGGAGGCGCAGUACCGCUUCAUCUACAUGGCCGUGCAGCACUACAUCGAGACGCUGCAGAGACGCAUCGAGGAGGAGCAGAAAAGUAAGAUUAAAGGACGCGAGUACACCAACAUCAAGUACUCGUUGUCCGACCUGACCGGAGGGGAGCAGAGCCCGUUGCCCCCCUGCACUCCCAUUCCCACCCCCACCUGCACAGAGAUGAGGGAGGACAGCUCCAGAGUGUAUGAGAACGUGGGCCUGAUGCAGCAGCAGAAGAGCUUCAGAUGAGAUUCACCUUUGACCCCAGUGCUCUAUCAGUUCCGGGAUGUCCAUACCCGACAGCUUUUUUCGCCAGCCGCACUUUGACGCCUGAGACUUGACCGCGAUGACAUGGAACCACACACACACACACACACACACACACACACACACACACACACACACUCGGGAGAGGGUCCUCUGGUCCUCGCUCAUCUCCCAUUGAACGUUGGCCCUCUAGUUGAAUCCUAAACCACUGUGAUGAUCAGAAGAGCCUUUGAGUCCUGCUACAAUAAGUCUCUCCCCAACAACCUUUGUCUUUGUUUCAUUAACCAAAGGAAGGCUGUGGAGGAGUUUAAGGCCAGUUGACGGGGGGGUGGGGGGGGAGGGGGCAGGCCUUUAUUCCCAAUGAUCAUUGAGCAGUUUUCACUACGUUACACAGAAUAAUGCGUCUGCCUGGUAGUGUGACAUCAUCUUUACUGUCUAUGUGUUCCACUUGUAAACAGGACGUCAGACUUUUUGUGCCAGAACUGCCUUGAAGAGAAACUAAUUCAGACUUUUUCAGGUUUAAUGUGCUUUUUUUGGGGGGGGGGGGGGUCCGCCCUCAUCUGCUCCUUUUUACUUCAGCAGCUUAGUGACAGUUCCAGUGGCGUUUCUUCAGAGUGACGGCUAUUAGGAUUUCGGGGGGGGGGCGGCUGCUAAAAGUUGUUUAAGUGCAUAUUUACUUUUUUGUUUUUUUCAUUACUUCUUGUUAUGUUGUUGUUUUUAAGAUGAAUGCCUUUUGUGUAUCGUUGCCUAUUUUCAUCACCACAUGUACUUAUUUUAAGAUUCAACGCUCAGCUUUGGCCCGAUAGGUCAUCAGUGUUUGUGUGGCCUCGUGAUUGUCAGCUGGAUGCAGUAGUUCACUCACACACACACACACACACUCUGUUCUGGCCUUUCUCAUAUGUUCAAAGUUAAAUGUCCACGUGGUGGAGUUCAUCCACAUCGGCCUCUUUUUAACUUCCACAUGAACUGACGAAUGUCCAGAGCCCCUUCCUCAUGCUAAACUAAGCUGCUUAGCUUAGCUUAGCCUAAGGACCAGGCCCGCCCCUUCCUCGUGCUAAGCUAAGCUAAGCUAAUCACCUGGCAGACGAGAGAACGGAGUCGACCUUUUCAUCAAACUCUCGGGGAAAAAAAAAAAAGUCAAACCAUUUCCUUUCAAUCUUCAUCUCCUCAGUCCGAUGUCUUUCAGAAUUACCUCCCCCCCCCUUCUCCCAACCCCCCCCCCCCCCCCCCCCCCUACACAUUUCAACCCCGAGGCCUGCUCCUUUUCUUUGGGCCUCCUCGUCACUCCGCCUUCAGAAGCAUCCAGGAGCCUCGAGGGACGCUUCUUCUCAACCUUCACUGAUUGCAUUUAAAACUCAAAUCUAUGAAAACAGUGUUCUUAUUUUGGGGCGGGGGUUGUUCUUUGAAAAGACCCCCCCCCCUCCGAUGCAGAUGCAGAGUCGUGCCUUGUGUGUGCGCUCGACUCUCAGACAAAGACUCUUUAGUCCGUCGCCAUCCAACAACCCGAAAGACGUCGAUGUGAACUCUGAACAAAAAGAAACUGGUGGCAAUGCAAACAAACUAUAUUUUUUAACGUGUAUAUUGUACAUGAGUACCUGGUAGUAGUACUUACUAAAACAUAUCUACUUGCCAAUAAGAUGUACUGUGUGUAUAUUCCUCUGGCUGUGUGACGCACAGGAAGUGACCUCACAGCUCCACAGGUUUACUGUAUGACCUUUAACGCCGUUUAGCGCGUUGACUUCCUCGGUAACAAUAAACGACUCGCUAAGAACGC
Molecule: messenger RNA, 4155 nt
Organism: Pungitius pungitius (ninespine stickleback)
Lineage: Eukaryota; Metazoa; Chordata; Actinopteri; Perciformes; Gasterosteidae
Gene: ptpn11a
Product: protein tyrosine phosphatase non-receptor type 11a
Exons: 16
Coding region: 555-2363 (602 amino acids)
Biological process (GO): positive regulation of ERK1 and ERK2 cascade; protein dephosphorylation
Cellular component (GO): cytoplasm
Molecular function (GO): cell adhesion molecule binding; non-membrane spanning protein tyrosine phosphatase activity; receptor tyrosine kinase binding
Source: RefSeq, a predicted model, not a curated record